UGCAGAAAUACACCACUCAUUCAGAAACAACCAAUCAGAGCCAUAAGGAGGGUCUUAGCGCUGUCAAUCACUCUUGUGCUCAUCUUGUCCCACUAGCUCUCUGCUUACAAUUUAACAAAGAGUUCAACUUUGCUAGAUCUUUUUGAUGAGCAAUGACAACAUAACCUGCUACAAAUGCUAAGGGUAGUUAGCAUAACCACUGAUGACGGAGGAUAAACCAGUUUUCCCGUAUGUGUACAUUGUUUCUCAACCACUAGCAUAUUUAGCAGCAUACAGAAGGUUGAUUGACAGUGCUAAUUCCCGCCUCCUGGCUGUUAUUGGUUGUUUGGCAGACUUCAACCAUAGCUCAGUUAGGAAAUGGAGAAAAUUGAUAUUUUAUUUUUUGUCUGAGGUUAUCAUAUUGUCAGACAUGGUGACAGUUUGAAUAAAUAUGGGGGGGAAAAAACAUUUUUAUAAAAGUUACACUCUGCAGCUUUAAGUGUGGAAGUCCAAGCCACUUUUCACAGUGGAAUUAUUCAUUCUGACUCGGUUAAGGAGGUGAUAUUUCUUCUCUCAGAGUCCCGGCAGCCCAGUCCAUCCCUCCACCAUUAACCACCUCUAGCUGCCUGCAUUCAUCCAGUCGAUAACAGGAUCUCUCCAUGUGCGUCCCUCUGUCUCCGCUGCGAAAACCGUCCCAUCCAUCAUUUUCUGACCAAACGCAUUACACGCAGGGUUCUGCUGAAAAGGCAGAUUCUGUUUCAGCAUCUUGUCCUGUUCCACUCAUUCCCCUCUCCAGGGCGUAUCCUGCUCAUAUCCCAGUGACCUACUGGUUACCAGUGCUGCACAGUGGUAUUAAGUUUCGUUCCCAAAAGGUCGCUAUUGAAAUGAAAAGAUUACUCAUUAAUUUUUCCACAAUCACACUUUCAUUACAGGCUGGUUAUUAAAUCUUUAGCUCUCUAGCCCAAAGCCUAUCUCGUCUAACCCACUGCAGUCUUUCUGUUUUUUUUAACAAAUUACAGCUGACUUGUUUAUCCGUUUAUCUUUCAUCCAUUCUCACUUUUCACCUUUAAAAUGUAAUUUUUAUUGCUUGUUUCAUAAUUGGUAAACGUUUUAUAUUGUUAUGGUGUAAACUGCCUUGUUUCAAGCACUGAAAUAUGUUAUACAAAUAAGCUUACCUUUCUACUGUAAAUAAAACAAAAUAAGAAAAAAAGGCGUUCGUGUAAAAAAGUAUAUUUUCGAAGGACUUGGAUUUGAGGAAUAAAUUUCAAAAAUUAACAUAUUAAAGGUCACAUUGCCAAGAAAGAAAAUGAAAAACUAAAUUUCUACCAUUCAGCAGCGGAAAAAAAAACUAUUUUCUAAUUGAGUUAAAGGGGCAAGUGUUCUGUAAAAUCUACUUUUUUGUAGAUUUUACAAAAAAGUAAAAUCUACUUUUCUGAUGAGGGAAUAAUAUUAUUCCCUCAUCAGAAACAUAUUUGGAGUGUUGCCUCGAUUCUUUCAUUCAUGGCCAUUAAUCCCCAUGGCAACCAUUCAGCUGUACAAAACACCUGGUUGGACCUAAACCCGCCUACAAACCGCAGCUCCACCUCAGAGCUGCAGUUUCCAAGCUUCGCCCUCCCAUCCUACUUUUCCUCUCAGCUCCUUCAGACUAGCCAGCAGGAAUUAGCAAACAUUUAGUGGAGCUGCUGAGCUUAUUAUGGGAGCUAUUUCUCAGUGUAAUACUGAUUAAAUGUUAUUUAAGGGUUAAGAAAGGAGCCGUGUUAUGAUGACUUCCUAAAGGUGGAAUAUCAGAAAGAACAGAUGUUUUGUCUGAAGUAUUUGCUCUCCUGCCUUCACACACAUAUGAAUGUGAGCGACGACUCCUUCUUAAUCCAUCAGGUUUAUUUCAACCCAAUGGAUUUGUUGUAGAUUCUUCAGAUCAAGAUGUUGCUUUCUACUCUUGAAUCUUGAAUUUUACAGGCCUGUCAGUAUUCAGGUCUGGAAGCUGUGGGGGAACUUCAACCAAAAAAAAUUAGGUCAAUCACAGUCAAUUAAUUUUUCCACAUAGGGCCAGGUUAGUUUAGAUACAUUCUUUUCUUAAUAAAUGAUAUCAAACAUUUAAUAAACUGCAUUUUGCAUUGUCAUAACUUGAAAUAUAGAAAGAAAAACAUCUGAAAAAAAAAAGAAAAUCAAAGUUUUUUCAGCCAGAGGCGUCUUCCAAUUCGCAGUAAAACAGACUGCUACAGCAGGAUCCUUCCUGUGCACAACCAUCAACGUCUACAACUCUUUGAAGAAUCUCAAGUUAAUAAUAUUUAAUUCCCCUUUGGGAGCAAUAAUUACUUUUGAAUUGAAUUGAACAGUUUCAUUUUAAUUCUUAAAAUCCAAAUUUAUUUGUAAAAGAAUCUGAGGAUAAUUUAAAAAAAAACUUCAAGCAGAAAUUUCUUUCAUGGUUUUAUUCUUGUGUAUAUCCUAAUUUUCAGUUUUGACUUUAUUUUCUGAAUAGUGUUUGAAAAGCAUCAGGUUAACCUGAUUGGACCCAUUUGGUUUCCAUCUAGCUUCGUGUGCAAACAGCCAUCACCAGCUGUUAAUCAUUUUUAAGUGCUCUACUGCGUUUUUUCCCCUCCUUUUCAUAAAAAUUUCAAACAGCAGCUGUUUCGGGCCCCAUCAACUCUCAUUUCUUUUAUUCUUUCAGAGAGACUCUGUUUAACGCGCAGUGAAGAAGAGAAACUCUGAGGAUGUAUUACUAUUUGAAAUGCUGAUAAUUUGCUGACAAAAAAAAAAAAGAAUUAAUAAAAUAAACACCUCAGCAGAGUAACAUUUGAAGUAAAGGCAAAUUGCCCCCCAACUCUCCACCGCCACCCCAAACCUCAAAUGUGGGACUUAUUUAUCCCACCGAACGCGGCUUCAUUUCCAUAUAAAUGUAUAUGACCUAUAGGAGGCUUGUUUGUUGCUCAGAUUCGAGGAGAGAAAGCAAACAAAAAUCUCAUUUCUUAGAAGGAUUCUCCGUGGCAGAGUGAGCGGGCGGCCAUUACGGUGCCUGGUUAGGUAUUCCUCGCUCGUCUCAAUAUCAGAUUUCGCAGGCUGCUGUCUCAGAUAAUGGUGUGUGUGAAUAUGUGUGUGUGUGUGUGUGUGUGUGUGUGUGUGUGUGUGUGUGUGUGUGUGUGUGUGUGUGUGUGUGUGUGUGUGCAUGUGCAUGUGUGUUUUCCUGUCAAGGCUUUCAUAAUACUGACUUGUGACAGCCGUCAUUGUCUUUCUACUUUACUCUCUCAGGUGCCACCUUGGAGCUUUUUCAUGACAGAAAGCCAAAAUGGCUCAUUCCCUCCAGCAGAUGGAGGAUGCUCUGCUGGCUAGAAUGGAACCUGAGUAAUGAAUGAAUGAAUGAUAAGGUGUUUGGUUUUUUUUAGGACUGAGUGAGAUUUUUUUCUGCAUGUAGUAAAUAGCUACUGUACCAUGAAAUGAAGAUUUCUUCUGUUUUGCUGAACAACCAGCUCACUCUGGUGUUCUCUCCUAUCUUUUGCUGUCGCCGUUUUUGCGGACUAGCGAAAUGCAGCAUUAUACCUGGUGCCUCCAAUCAACUCAAAUCAGAAGUUUCCAGUCCUGACGUCAUCAUCUGGGCUUUCCUUUGUUGUUUAAAGAGGUGGCAAUCACUCUCAGUCACAGCUGUGGUCAUGAGGUUGCUGUGGAAGUCCGUGGACAAGAUGAGGUGUUUGAGAAAACGAUCCACGCUCCCCGUCCUCACCUUCCUGCUCACCGCGCUGCUCUUUUUCAACCUUUACAUGAAUGAUGGUUACGUCCUGGAAGGUGAAAAGAGACAGCUGGGGGAGACGUUGAUUCAUCCUUCAAGCUCUGACAGAUAUGUGCACACAUUCAAAGAUUUGUCCAAUUUCUCUGGGAGUAUCAAUGUGACGUAUCGCUACCUUGCCGGAAUUCCACUUUCAAGAAAAAAGUAUCUUACCAUUGGGUUGGCAUCUGUCAAGAGAAAAAAGGGAAGCUACCUGCUGGAGACGAUCAAAUCCAUCUUUGACCAGUCCAGCUACGAGGAGCUGAAAGAGAUUGUGGUUGUGGUCCAUCUGGCAGACUUUGACUUGAUCUGGUGUGAGAAUGUGGUGCAGGAAAUCACCAGAAAGUUCGCUCACCACAUCAUAGCCGGCCGCCUCCUGGUCAUCCAGGCCCCAGAGGAGUUCUACCCUUCUCUGGACGGCUUGAAGAGGAACUACAACGACCCAGAGGACAGAGUCCGUUUCCGCUCCAAGCAGAACGUCGACUACGCUUUCCUCCUGAACUUCUGCACGAACCUGUCGCACUUCUACAUGAUGCUGGAGGAUGACGUGCGCUGCUCCCGGAACUUCCUGACGGCGCUGAAGAAGGUGAUAACCUCCAGAGAAGGCUCCUACUGGGUGAUGAUGGAGUUCUCCAAGCUGGGCUACAUCGGGAAGCUGUACCACUCCAGAGACCUACCCCGACUGGCUCACUUCCUUCUCAUGUUCUACCAGGAAAUGCCUUGCGAUUGGCUCCUCAUCCACUUCCGGGGCCUACUGGCUCAAAAGGACGUGAUCCGCUUCAAGCCCUCGCUGUUCCAGCACAUGGGCUACUACUCGUCCUACAAAGGUGUGGAGAACAAACUGAAGGACGACGACUUUGAGGAAGACUCCAUAGACAUCCCAGACAACCCCCCGGCCGGCAUUUACACCAACAUAAACGUCUUUGAGAACUACGAUGCCACCAAGGCGUACAGCAGUAUAGUUGAUGAGUAUUUCUGGGGGAAACCUCCCUGCACCGGAGACUUUUUCAUCAUAAUCUUCAACAAAUCAACAAAAAUUAGCAGAAUCAAAAUAGUGACAGGGACGGAGGAUCGGCAAAACGACAUCCUUCACCACGGAGCUCUGGAAGUAGGCCAGAAGUCUGUGGAGACCAAACAGGGAAGACAGUGUACAKCCUACAUCACAUUAGGAGAGUUUAAAGUGGGAAACAUUGAGAUUAAUGAUGUGGACCACAAGAUUGGCUUUGACAUCGAAUGUGUCAGAAUAGUUGUCACGGCUAGUCAGAAAGAAUGGCUCAUCAUCAGAACUAUCAGCCUCUGGACCACACCGCCUGUUGGUCAGUUAAAGUAGGGACGUUGAGGUCAUUCUGUACUUUUUAGUUUGAUACAAGUUCAUUUUGGACUUUUACUGUGCUGUAAAUUUAAACCAAUCCAUAUUUUCAUGGGUUGCUUAAAGAUUUGUAUAUUUUCAUUGUGAUGCAUCAACAACAGAACUGCUGUGUACAUAAGGUCAUUUGUAAUACAAUGUUCAUUUUCUGAGGAUCUAUUUAUAAAAAAUAUUUACACAUUGCUGGAACUGUCUGGCUUUUUUUUAAGUCUUGCUAGUAAUUUUAAGUUAGAUCAUAGAUCUUUAAGUUCUCAAAAGUGUAAGACCUUACUUUAAAGAACAGUUAUUUCCCAAAGUUAAAGGUUUUUUCAGCGUUUGCUUUGUCCUUUACUGCCAUCUGGUGGUACAUUACAAAACUCAGAGAUACUUUUUAA
This is a messenger RNA of Poecilia reticulata (guppy), 5476 nucleotides long. The record is from RefSeq and is a predicted model, not a curated record. Lineage: Eukaryota; Metazoa; Chordata; Actinopteri; Cyprinodontiformes; Poeciliidae.